This is a messenger RNA of Protobothrops mucrosquamatus (brown spotted pit viper), 480 nucleotides long. RefSeq names its product 60S ribosomal protein L27a. The coding region runs from base 21 to 467 and encodes 148 amino acids. Gene Ontology annotation, molecular function: structural constituent of ribosome. Lineage: Eukaryota; Metazoa; Chordata; Lepidosauria; Squamata; Viperidae. The record is from RefSeq and is a predicted model, not a curated record. Gene Ontology annotation, biological process: translation. Gene Ontology annotation, cellular component: cytosolic large ribosomal subunit; ribosome. The transcript has a single exon.
UUUGUCGCCGAUCGAGCAAGAUGCCUUCCAGACUGAGGAAGACAAGGAAACUAAGGGGGCAUGUCAGUCAUGGCCAUGGACGUAUUGGUAAACACAGGAAACAUCCUGGAGGCCGUGGAAAUGCUGGUGGUAUGCACCACCAUAGGAUUAACUUUGACAAAUACCACCCUGGUUAUUUUGGAAAGGUUGGUAUGAGACAUUACCACUUGAAAAAGAACCAGCACUUCUGCCCGACAGUGAAUCUGGAUAAGCUCUGGACGUUUGUUAGUGAGCAGACAAGGUUGAAUUAUGCUAAAAACCCAGCAGGACUAGCUCCAGUUAUUGAUGUUGUACGCUCUGGGUAUUACAAAGUCCUGGGCAAAGGAAAGCUGCCCAAGCAGCCUGUCAUUGUGAAAGCAAAAUUCUUCAGCCGAAGAGCAGAAGAGAAAAUAAAGGAAGUUGGAGGAGCCUGUGUCCUAGUGGCAUAAAUGUUUAUAUAUG